Messenger RNA from Triticum aestivum (bread wheat), 911 nucleotides. RefSeq names its product actinidain-like. The transcript is spliced from 2 exons. Lineage: Eukaryota; Viridiplantae; Streptophyta; Magnoliopsida; Poales; Poaceae. The coding region runs from base 116 to 694 and encodes 192 amino acids. The record is from RefSeq and is a predicted model, not a curated record.
UCUCCCGUAUCGGCAGCGAAACCCUAGAAUCGACGCGACGCGAGGUGAGGCGAGACGGCGCCGAAGACGAGAGAAAAGGAAAUCGUGAAGGAGGCGGAGAAAGGAAGAGGCAAUCAUGUUCCGGCGGGCUGUGGGUUCCCUCCUCGCACGGAGGUUCUCGCCAGGUGUGAACCCAAGGACUGCUCCUGCGCGCUCUCUCCGCUCCUUAUGUUUCUCAUCCCGAUCGACACAGAGGGAUCUCGCCAUCGGUAAUGGCCUUCUUAAUGCUUAUAUUUUGGCCGCGUGUGCGUUGGCUGGUGGUGGUGGGGGGUUGGUGAUUCGGCAUUUCAGGCAAGGCACAGUUGCUGCUGGCAAGCUGAACCACAAGGUCAAGUUUAAGAAGCCGGACAUGAAGGAGAGGUUUGAGCGUUGGAUCAUCGCGAAUGGAAAGACAUACCGAGAUGAGGAAGAGAAGGCUAUGCGGUUCGAAUUGUUCAAGGCCUCCCUCGAGAGUGUGGAAUCGCAGCUCCCUCUGGUCGAGGAGAGCGGUGUGCUUCCAGGGGUAAGCUGUUUUGCAGACUUCACAGACGAGGAGACACGGGAGCUGCUGGCCUUUCCCGACGGAAUUGACGAGACCGACUACGACGAGAUCAUCAAGUCUGCCUGGGCCAAGCAAGAGAAAGGUCUCUUCCAUAGUUUAAAUAGCCGGCUAUAGCCCCGCUAUAGCCUUUUCAGCAGGGUGCUGCUGAAUGGUCUCAUGUACAAACAUCCUGCUAUAGCCUGUUGUAGCCCGCUAUAGCUGAUUUUGAGGUCUGUCGCUAUUUGGCAUAGCCCGCUAUUUAAAACAUUGUCUUCUGCAAUUUAUUUAUCCUUGAAUAUGCACUUGCUAGCUUCAAUCGCAUAUGAAUUUACCCGUUUUGUUUUGCAUGUCA